Messenger RNA from Loa loa (African eye worm), 516 nucleotides. RefSeq lists its product as hypothetical. The record is from RefSeq and is a predicted model, not a curated record. NCBI's taxonomy places the organism in Eukaryota, Metazoa, Nematoda, Chromadorea, Rhabditida, Onchocercidae. Bases 1 to 516 code for a protein of 171 amino acids. The transcript has a single exon.
AUGGUCGUUUUAUUCUUUCUCCUUGCUCUUAUUCCGAAAUAUCCGGCAUUUUUGCUUGGUCCCACUGCUGACUGUAAUUGUCCACAAACAACACCAAUAUGUCCUAUACCACCACCUUGUCCACUACCUUGUCCACCACUUCUUCCACAGAUUUGUCCUCCACAACCUCAAUGUCCUUCACAACUACCACCGCCACCACCACCACCACCUCCACCACCACCACCACCUCCACCACCGCCACCACCUCAGCCAUGCCCUCAACAGUCACUUUGUUUGCCUUGUCCACCACCAUUACCAUUACCACCUCUCUGUCCACCAAGUUUACCUCCUCUCCCGCUACCCUGUCCAGCACAACCACUUCCACAACCCUGUAAUUGUCUUUGCAAGCGCAAGAAGCGUUCCACACCAGUUGCUGCAGUUGCUAGCGAAUAUGGUACCAGUGGUCAAACUUUGUGCAAUAACAGUCGUAUUCGCAAAAUUAUCCUAAAGGUGAACAUACUAUCUCCACUACUUUAA